UUAAAAGUUUCAGAUAGCAUGGCACCGUUUAAGACGCACAGUGUGCGAUUCUAUGAGUUAGAACCUUUAGCUAUUCAGUGCAUGUCGCUUAAUGAGAAGCAUGAUACGUUAGCGCUCUCUAGAAGUGACUCCAGUGUUGAAGUAUGGAGUGUUUCAUAUACUCCAUAUCUACAGAAAACUAUACAUGGUACUCCAGAGGGAAGUGUUGAGAGUUUAUGUUGGGUUGAUAACCGGUUAUUCUCCUGUGGACUUCAUGGAUUCCUACUAGAAUAUGAUCUAAACAAACUUAAAGUCAAGGCCGAGCACACUGUAACGUCAGGUCCAGCCUGGUGUCUUAAAUCUAACAUGAAAUGUCGAAAGAUUGCUGUGGGUACAGAAGAAGGUUUUGUUUGUUUAUUUAGUGUACUGUCCGAUACGCUUCAAUAUGAUAGGAUACUGGAUAAACAGGAAGGACGUAUCCUGUGUCUCUCCUGGAACCCGGAAGGAACCCACCUUGUAACCGGAAGUAUUGAUACUAUCAGAGUAUGGGACGCAAACACAGGGCAUCCAACUGCUAGAAUGACGACGGGACGAGUGGAACGCAAUAAAGAGACGAUUGUCUGGGCCGUUGUCGUCACAAGCGAUAUGACCGUUAUUUCAGGGGAUAGCAGAGGCAGAACUUCAUUCUGGAACGGAAGAAAUGGAACUUUAAUCGACAGUAUUCAAAGUCAUAAGGCUGAUGUGUUGACAAUAGAAUUGAACCCUGCUGGUAAUGUUGCAUAUUCAUCUGGAGUAGAUCCUACCAUUAUGCAUUUUCAAACAAUAAGUAAACCUGAUGGACGACGUGUGUGGGUGAAGUCCCUUCACCGUGUUGUCAACAGUCAUGAUGUCCGGGCUCUUGUAUCACAGAAG
Molecule: messenger RNA, 891 nt
Organism: Eurytemora carolleeae
Lineage: Eukaryota; Metazoa; Arthropoda; Copepoda; Calanoida; Temoridae
Gene: l(3)72Dn
Product: U3 small nucleolar RNA-associated protein 4 homolog
Biological process (GO): maturation of SSU-rRNA from tricistronic rRNA transcript (SSU-rRNA, 5.8S rRNA, LSU-rRNA)
Cellular component (GO): 90S preribosome; small-subunit processome; t-UTP complex
Molecular function (GO): protein binding; RNA binding
Source: RefSeq, a predicted model, not a curated record